UUUUGGUACGAGUGCUGAUUAAAUCCUAAACCAGGAACCCGGAAAUGGAAAGAUGCUGCAAAAGAAAUUUGAAGAGAUGUAGGAAAUAAUUGAGAUCUACCCAGAAGAUCCAGCAGCCAUUAAUGUCCAGACUCUGCGGGGAGAUAUGUGUGCAGUUGUGGUGACGGGGGGCUCCGGGUUCCUGGGUCAGCACAUCGUCAAACACCUCCAGCUGAGUGCCCCCUGGGUGACAGAGAUCAGGGUGUUUGACCUGGUGCCCUUUGUCAAGUUUCUGGACUACCGAGACAGACUAGAGGUAAAGAGCUACACUGGGAGUCUAGGAGAGACAGCGGCUCUAAGGAAAGCCUUCUGUAAUGUGACAGCUGUGAUCCAUGUGGCUUCUGUUAUAGACCCUAGGUUUCAGCCAGAUAAAAAACUUCUUCAGGAAGUUAAUGUCGAGGGCACUAGGAAUGUGAUUUCGGCCUGCCUGGAGGAGCGUGUGGCUAGCCUGAUUUACUGCUCCUCUAUCAGUACGGUUCAGGGCUACUCCCACUGUCUGGGAGGGACAGAAACGGAACUCAGGGAUGUCAGUCCACUGUUAUUCCGAGAUUACGGAGGUACCAAAAAGGAGGCAGAGAAACUGGUACUGAAAGCUGAUGGAACUCUCUUAUCAAAUGGGAAGAAACUGAGAACUAUAUCUUUAAUACCACCCACAAUGUUUGGAGAGGGGGACAAAUUGAUUGCCAUGAUCUUACAGUAUGCAGAAGAUAACAAUGGAACAUUCAUACGGAUGGGCAGUGGACACAAUCUUGAGGCCUAUGCCUAUGUUGGCAAUGUAGCGUGGGGGUUUGUAUGUUGUCUAAAAUCAAUGUAUGAUGACCCUAACUUGGGAAAUGAGAGAAUGUUUAUCAUGGAUGACACACCUCCGCAAUCUCUUCAGGUACUGAGUCGGCCAUUUUUAGAGAGCAGGGGGUUUAAAAUGACAUCGUAUUACAUCCCUUUGUUUUUGGUGUUAACCAUUUGUUUUAUUGUGGAAACAUUUUGUCUUUUAAUCUCACCUUUUAAAAGAAUCUCCUUUUCUCUGAGUUUAUCAGGAAUUAUUUUUUCCACAAGGAAGUUUUAUGUCAAGUAUGACAAAGCUAAGACAUUGAUUAAAUACUCUCCAUUGUACUCGUUUGAGCAGGCAGUGAAGCAGUCUUUACCUUAUUAUAAGAAUCUAAAGUUAAAAAAUUAACUGACUCUCUCUUUUUGCAUCCUCUAUGUGUCAAAUUGUUACCUGUGAUGUUUUUUGAAUGACAUAAUUUUAUGAACAGUAAUUGAAUCUCAGUUUUUGUCAUGAUGAUUUUGAACCUGUCUAUCAGCAAAAGCAUAGAUAUAUAUAUUAUGUAUUAUAUGAAAAAUGACCUUUAUGAAUUUUUUUGUGAACAAGAAAAGUUAGUGUAUAUAUUUUUGUGAUUCACUGUGUUACAGUGUAUUUUGGUAGAUGUUGUGUGUGGUUUUGGAGUAUUUAAUGUGCAAUUAAUUGUUAUUAUAUCAAAUAUUUUUUAGAGAGACAUUUAUUUUUUUUUUCAACUACCAGGUAGUAAAUUUACAACUUUGAGAUCAUUGUAUGAAUCUUAAAACUGUAGUACACAUGUGUUUGUUAAAAUCUGUCACAAAUGUUUGCAUAAGUCAUAAGGUAUGAUAUGUCCAUUUUGAUCCUUACAUUGCAGGUUCUAUCCCACUGGGGGAUGUGAAGAACAGUCCUUUGGAUAAGACUGUAUAAACAGAGAAGAUGUAGGUGCUGGCACCUCACUGCUCAAUGGCUCCGAGUGCCAAGUAUAGGUCUAAAUUUGCAGCUGUCCACCGGCAAGUGGUGGCAUCUCCAUAUGAGUGAAAAAUUCUUGAGAACAAGUUCUUUAAUACAGGGUUGCUACAUGAUCAAACAUACAGCAUUUUCGGCUUUGUGGGAUUUUAUCAUGUGACCAACCUGUACAUGUAUUUACAUCCCAAUAAGAGUUUUUAAAAUGAUACCUUAUUUCCUUAUACAGGAUAACACAUUUAGCAUGUAUUCUAACUGUGACACUGAGUGUGUCAGUGUCAUACACACUUGAUCACUUUAUUGCAAGACUCUUUACUUUACUGGACUCUAUGUUGUUGUUUGAAUGUCAUUAUAUAACUAAUGCGAUUGUUGAGAGGUAUGUACAAGUCUAGAGAUUUUAUUUGAUGUUUAUAACCUGUUCAAUUUGAAGAUUUAUUUCUUACAUAAUGUGUCUGCAAUCUGUUUUUUAUGUAUAUUUUUCAUUCAUAAUUGUAGAUCUGGCUCUCAUCAUAAAAUAGAUCUGAUCUGAAAACUUUUUUGUAUGUGUGGAAUAAUAUUCAAUGUAUUGUGUUGUUAUGAAUACUUAUACACUAGUAUAUAAAUACAUGUAUGGUAGAACAUAAUUAUGUAUACAUGUAAAUGGAAGUACUUGUACAAAUAUUUAUACACCAUGGAAAAUUUAGAAGUACCUGUAUUUUUUUAGGAAAUGCCUUGUCUGUCAUUUGUUCUAUUCUUAAAGCUGUGCCUAAGCCUUUUCUUUGCAUUUGAAAAAAACAUUUAAAUACAUACAACUGUAUAAUUGUACAUUACCUAAUGAUGUGCUUUGACCUCAUACAAAGACAUAUGGGCAAGUUCAAAUUUACCUGUAGGGAAAGCAAAAAAAAUUCUUUCCAUGUCAUAUUUUUUUGUAAUUGAGAAACAUUGGGGAGUUCAAAUUAACAAAAAUGUUCUGAAUGAGUUAUGCCAAAGUCAUGAACAGAAUAUACAUGUAUCUCAUUUCUUGGUGAACCAAACUCAAGGUUAUUUGCUUAGGUCAGGGUCAUUGAUUAGAAAACACUUCAAAACAGAAUGAAUUUUUGAAGGGGCAUCACUAGGUGAACUUGCUCAUAGUUAUAGAUAUUUGUAACAAGUGCUGUUUUUUUAGUAUGUGGUUCCAAAUUUAUAUGAAAAUACCAACAUCACUCAGGCAUUGUUUUGAGAAAUUUGCUCCAAGUUAUAUUUAAAUGAUCAAAGCACUCUAUCACUCAGGAAGACUACUUUUAAAUGUUUUAGUGAACUCAUACUCACAUUUUACCCGCAGAUCAUUUUUAAUAUAGCCAAUACUCAAUAUUUUUUAUAUUCCUGUAUCAAUAGGUAUUUUUUUAUUUAAGCAGUUUAGAAAUUAAAUAUUUUUAUGUCAAAAAUACUUAUUUUGAAGCAUAAUCUACCCUGUUAUGAAAAACUUGUACAUGUAUAACUGCAUAAUAAAUUUACUAAUAUA
Molecule: messenger RNA, 3260 nt
Organism: Saccostrea cuccullata (small rock oyster)
Lineage: Eukaryota; Metazoa; Mollusca; Bivalvia; Ostreida; Ostreidae
Product: 3 beta-hydroxysteroid dehydrogenase/Delta 5-->4-isomerase type 2-like
Exons: 5
Coding region: 146-1213 (355 amino acids)
Biological process (GO): steroid biosynthetic process
Molecular function (GO): 3-beta-hydroxy-Delta5-steroid dehydrogenase (NAD+) activity
Source: RefSeq, a predicted model, not a curated record